Messenger RNA from Penicilliopsis zonata CBS 506.65, 939 nucleotides. RefSeq lists its product as hypothetical. The record is from RefSeq and is a predicted model, not a curated record. The coding region runs from base 83 to 841 and encodes 252 amino acids. Gene Ontology annotation, molecular function: oxidoreductase activity, acting on NAD(P)H, oxygen as acceptor. The transcript has 4 exons. Gene Ontology annotation, cellular component: intracellular anatomical structure. NCBI's taxonomy places the organism in Eukaryota, Fungi, Ascomycota, Eurotiomycetes, Eurotiales, Aspergillaceae.
CUUCUCUCUUUUGUAUUACUGUAUAUUCCCCUAACAUCAUCAGAUACUUCAAUCCUCUUAGGUAUUCCCCGCUCUAAUCAAUAUGUCACCUAAAACUUUCAUUGUCACCGGUGCCUCGAGAGGUCUCGGCCUUGCAAUCUCUAAAUUUCUUCUCACUGCGCCUCAGCCCCAUAAUGUGAUCAUAAUCGCCCGCAGCGUUGAGCCCCUCCAGAAGCUGAAAGACCAGUACGGCAAGCAGGUCGAGGUACUGAAUGGCGAUCUGGAGGAUUUCUCUCUCGGCCAGAAGGCCGUCGAUCUGGCGUUAAAGUCAUUCGGGCGUCUUGAUGGAUUGGUUCUUAACCAUGGCACACUAGGCCAGGUGGGCAAAAUCGCCGAGGCAGAUCUGGAACAAUGGAAGCAGGGAUUUGAUGUUAAUUUUAUCAGCUUGGUGGCUUUUGUUAAAGCUGGACUUCCUGCGCUUCGCGACUUCCAGGGCAGGAUCAUCUUUACUUCUUCAGGAGCUUCCACCUCGGCAUUUAGGGGAUGGGGUCUGUAUGGUGCCAGCAAGGCAGCUAUGAACCAUCUGGCUUUAACUCUCGGGGAAGAAGAGCCUGACGUGACGUCCGUAUCAAUUCAGCCGGGCUUGGUCGACACCGAAAUGCAGCGAGAGAUACGGGAAGAUCACGCUACCACUCUGGACCCUCAAUUCCAUUCGAUAUUCACCACAGUCUACAAGGAUGGAAAAUUGCUCAAGCCCGAACAGCCUGGCCAUGUCAUAGCCAAGUUGGUGAUUGAUGCUCCGAAAUCAUUGACUGGCAAGUACCUAUCAUGGAAUGACCAAGUUCUCGAAGCUUUCCAGUAGACUAAUAGAAAAAGUCUGUAUAUGAAAGUGAUUAUAUAUUGCUAUGGAAGGUUUUCACGUGAUACUUAGCUUAACAAUGGAAAUCAAUACAUUCUAGA